Messenger RNA from Cucumis melo (muskmelon), 4633 nucleotides. Its product is annotated as U-box domain-containing protein 15-like. Lineage: Eukaryota; Viridiplantae; Streptophyta; Magnoliopsida; Cucurbitales; Cucurbitaceae. The record is from RefSeq and is a predicted model, not a curated record. The transcript has 3 exons. Gene Ontology annotation, molecular function: protein binding. Bases 218 to 1726 code for a protein of 502 amino acids.
CAUUUUUGCCGCUAAACUUGAAAGCAUUUCCUCUGCUUUUGAGUUCUUAGUGUGGAGCUUUGUAAAAACCAAAAGAAAAUUCCUCUGUUCUAAGAGAUUGAAGAACACAGCAGAGACGAAUCAAUAAUGCUUCUCCGUUUUCUUUUUCUUCUUCUUCCUCCGGUGAUUCUUUUCCCCGUAAUUUAGUUUCCACAAUCAGUUCUUUUCAGUUUCCGAUAUGGCCAAGUGUCAAAGAAACGACGUUGGAUCUGUAGUUUUUGACCGAGCUUCCACUUCCUCUCCCGCCGGCAGCCAUUUCCGCCUAUGCGCUCCCUUCUCCACCGCUUCAUUCCGUAGGAAGAUUUUUGACGCUGUUAGUUGUGGCGGAAGUUCCCGCUAUAACUAUCAUCACGACGGCAAUGUUGGUGGCGGCGAUGGUACUGUUUCCACAGCCAUUAAGUCUUUGUCCGAGAUUGUGAAGGAAAGGGAGGCAGCUGGGCCGAAACGAUCCAAUGCGAAGUCGGAGAAGUUGUUCGAUCUUCUUAAGUUGGAGUCGUCACCAGAAUCGAAACCGGAGACGAAGAAGAAGGAGGAGGUGCUGGAAGAGUUCAAAAGCGUGGUGAAGAAGUUGCAGGAUGAGGAUUUGGAGGAGAGGAGAGCGGCGGCGAGUGGAGUUAGGUUGCUUGCUAAAGAGGAUGCAGAAGCGAGAGGAACGCUUGGAAUGCUCGGAGCCAUUCCGCCGCUGGUUGGAAUGCUUGAUUUGGAAGACGAUGAAUCUAAGAUCGCUUCGCUUUAUGCAUUGCUUAAUCUUGGAAUUGGAAACGAUUUGAACAAGGCAGCCAUUGCUAAAGCGGGUACUGUUCACAAAAUGCUCAAGCUGAUCGAAUCUGAAAGUUCCCCAAAUCCACCGGUUUCAGAAGCCAUAGUUGCAAAUUUCCUUGGGUUGAGCGCUUUAGAUACGAACAAACUGUUAAUUGGCUCAUCGGGUGCAAUUCCAUUCUUGGUAAAGAACUUAUACGACCCACAUCAAGAAAGCAGUUCACAAGUCAAGCAAGACGCUCUCCGUGCGCUUUAUAACCUCUCUAUUUCCCCAUCCAAUAUUCCGUUCAUCUUAGAAACCAAGUUGAUCCCGUUUCUUCUAAACGCAUUGGGAGAUAUGGAAAUAAGUGAAAGAGCCCUCUCUAUUCUAAGCAAUGUAGUAUCAACACCAGAAGGUCGUAAAGCCAUAAGCACUUACCCAAAUUCAUUUCCAAUACUAAUUGAUGUCUUGAAUUGGGCUGAUUCACCAGGCUGCCAAGAGAAGAUAUCCUACAUUUUAAUGGUAAUGGCACACAAAUCUUAUAGUGAUAGACAAGCAAUGAUUGAAGCUGGGAUUUCAUCAGCUUUGUUGGAACUAACUCUUUUGGGCAGUACAUUGGCUCAAAAGAGGGCCUCGAGGGUUUUGGAGUCUUUGAGAGUUGAUAAAGGGAAACAAAUCUCGGAUCAUCUUGGAGGAAAUUCUUCUGCUCCAAUUUGUGGUUCUUUAACUUCUUUUACUAACCCAAUUCUAGGGUCUGCUGAAGCUUUGGAAGGAUCGGAUGAUUUGGUUAGUGAAGAGAAGAAAGCUGUGAAGCAAUUGGUGAGGCAAAGUUUGCAAAACAAUAUGAGGAGAAUUGUGAAGAGAGCCAAUCUGCCUCAAGAUUUUGUGCCUUCUGAUCAUUUCAAGUCGCUCACAUCAAGUUCCACUUCAAAAAGCUUGACAUUUUGAGUUCUCAACUACCUGGAAUCAUGGCGUUAUUGAAGAUUCUGAAAUCCACACAAGAUUUGGAGUAUGGAGCUGAUAAAACUGGAAGAGAUUAAAAGAAGAAAAAGAACAAUUUACGUUUUUUGGUCUCUGAGAUUUGGUUUGGGUCUGAGUUUUCAAAAAACUCAAAAUUUUAUUCUUGAGAUUUGCAUUUGGUAGCAUUCGAAGUCCAUAUCAACUUUUCGUCGUCAUUAAUUAAUAGAAAAACUGAGAGAGAUCAAGAAUGCUAUCAAAUACAAACUUUAAGAAUGGUUGAGUAAGAAGACUCGAGACUCUAAGUAUAACCUAAACCAAACUUCGAAACCAUAAAUGUAAUUUCGACCCAAAAAUAAAGCUGAGCAGCACGUAUCUGCACUGCACGAGGUUGGUGAAUGCAUUUAUAGCACUAAAUUUUACUUUCACCUGCUGACUGCUAUGUAUUUUGUUAUUCAAUGCCCUUCCAUUUCUUUCUCUCCACUGCUUUUAAAGCUUCUUUUGACUCUUCUGUUUUUCUUUCUUUGUUUCUCACUUUUAGCAUUUAGUAUCAGGAAAUAUAGCCCAUAUCCUUCUUUGAAAAGUAUGAGUAUAAACCUAUCUGAUUCUUUGUCAAUGUUGGAAAAGUUCUACUACCACAAUGGUACAUACUCUUUCCACUUUCCAUUCAUUAAAGAAGUACUUAGAACACAUAAUCUUAGAUAGGUGACUAUCAUGGAUUGAACUUAUCUCCUAUUAACCUUUAAUCAAACUUAUAUCUUUGAUCCAUUAAGUGUUCCUUUUUUAUGAUGGAAGUCAAUAUUACCGUAAUAUUCAAAUUUUCCCUUAGAAUGAACUAAUGGGACGUUGACACAGUGUCUUCUCCUUUACCUUCCCUACUCACGUGUCAACAAAGACUUCCUUGUUCCUUGUAUUUCUAUAGACUGCUUUUAUGACUUUAUUUAUAUUAUAUUUGAAAAUAAAGUACAAAUUUGGUUCCAUGUCAGUAUGUUUAAGUUUUAAUUUGGCCCAUUUUAGUUUUGAUUUUUUAUUUUUCUCGUUACACCUCUAAAUGUUAAAAGUAAACAGCCAAAAAACUUAAAGAUGCAAAGACAAAAAGAGAGUUUAUGAACUUAAUUUUAAAGACCAAAUAACUACUAAAAGAGACGAACUUAAUUUUAAAGACCAAAUAAUUACUGGAAGAGAUGCGGAAAAGCACUCCCUCCCAUUUCUUACUCGGCCUUACCCCAUCAGUAAUUUGAUUGCUACAGCUAGCCAAAUUAUAGUUUUUUAAAGAAAAAAAAAAACUUGUGAAUUGUACUCAUGCAAGUAUAUGUGUUAAUAUGAUUUGUGAGAUUUGCUUAAACUAUACGGACCAUAUUAAGAAACUUCAAACCCAUGAAUUAUUUUCUUUUUUUCUUUUUUUGGGGGGGCGGUUAAAUGAUUAUGUGGGCUGGAGAAGAGAACAUGUAUGGUUGAAGUAUAGUAUCAUAACAGUGCUUCUUUUAAUGCAAUGAAGUGCUCUUUAUAGAUUUGGCUGCAUCCUAUUUAAAGUUGAUCUGCCAAAACCCUUCAUUCUUUAUUUUUCCAUUUUAACUUUUGGGGUCUCUUAAUUUAGGACUGUCUUUCUAUAGUCUAUAAUACCAUAGGGGCCUUUCAGCACAAAAUAAAAGCGUCACUCGACUCCCAACUUUACUCAAAAGAUUUUGAGUAUAUUUAUUGAAAUGAGCUGUAAUUUCCACAUUGCAAGCUUUUGGUGUUUAGGCCAAAAGUAGAUGGGACUUGCAAUAUUAAUCAGUUGAAAGGUGUAGGCAACAAGUAUGUUUGGGAAUUAUAUGAAAAUGACUCUUUAGAAAGCUAGUGGUAUAGAGCAACAACAAUAACUAUUAUUGAUUUUCGCAAGCAUGUACAUAUAUUAUUCCAUAUUCUUUAUAUAUAUAUAUAUAUAUAUACAUAUAAUAUUCUUUUAGGAUAGGAGUUGUUAUAUCUUUGGCUAAGAACAACCCAUUUGUCUCAUUCUUUUGAUUGUGAAGUUAACCUGUAAACUAAUGAGGAUCAUGGUUGGUAGUUGAGUUCUUUAUGAUUGUCUUAUCUUGUGCAUGGAAAGGAAAAAAGAAUGGAACUUUUUAGAAUUUGACACUUUGUUUAAUUCAUUUAUAUUGGAAGGUUUAAUUUCAAAAUUGAGUUCUUCACUUUUCAACAUUUAAAAUAGAUUCAUAAACUUCCAAUUAUGUGUUUAAUAGGUUCCCUAGACUUUCAAACUUGUCUAGUAUAUAUUAUUAAUAUUCGAGUGUUAUUAUCACGAUGUACGUUAGUUUUGAUUGAAAAAGAAACAAAGAGGAAAAGAAUUUGCCAAAUUGUUGUAGAUCGAUCUAUUUCUCUGUCGUUGAAGAAUGCUUUUAUUGAUUUCUUUACGUUGUUUUGGGUUGAAUGUUAUGUAUGAGAAUUUUGAAACAAAGUUAAAAGAAAUCCACAAAUUUUUUGCAACGGUUGCUUAAAAGGAGAGAAAGUGGGAUAAAACAUUGAUCUAGGAAGAGGAACAUUCUUCCAUCAGCGGAUCGACAAAUAUUUUGAUCGGAGUCUAUGAACAGAUAAAUAUAUUAUCACCAUCGGACCAUAAGGUAUGUAAAGUUUAUAACUCAAUACUAUAAUAAUCAAUGUAGAAAUAUGCUACUGGCUCUUUCGUACACCUGUUUGCAUAAAUGAUAAAUGGGGAUACUCUUCUUUUUCUUUUCUUCUUCUUUUUUUUUUUUUUUCUUCUUUUUAUAGGCUUUUAUUAUUUGCUGCAUAUUCCAUAUGCAUAUAUAUAGACUUUUACUGCAUUAUCGGAUAUUCUCUUUUAUGGACAUUUUACUUUUUGGAUAAAUGAUAAAAAGGGACAAAUAUGCGUUCGUGUGUUAGGAAUGGUUGCGAGAGGAA